Syzygium oleosum is the source of this 943-nucleotide messenger RNA. Its product is annotated as universal stress protein PHOS34-like. Bases 276 to 770 code for a protein of 164 amino acids. The record is from RefSeq and is a predicted model, not a curated record. NCBI's taxonomy places the organism in Eukaryota, Viridiplantae, Streptophyta, Magnoliopsida, Myrtales, Myrtaceae. The transcript is spliced from 4 exons.
ACGCUUCUCGCUGAUUUCAUUAUGUAUGCUUGCGAUUUUGAAAUUCCCUAGUUGCAAAGUGGCCUCCUCUCCUUUAUGCUCUAAUUCCUCCCAAGUGCCCUAACCCUUUAUUCUUUGAUAAGGGAAAUGAAUUAUUUGCCGAGGGAUAAAGCUUUGAAUAGCUUUAUCUAGGGAUUCCUCUAUAUAUAAAUCCUGACCCAGCUGCUUGUUCUAGUGCCUUCAAGAAUCUAUACACUCCUGUAGCUUUUCCUAAUAGCCAGAAGAGGAAGGGAGAGAUGGGGAAGAAGCGAGUAGUCGGGAUCGGAAUGGAUUACUCCCCGACGAGCAAGGCGGCGCUCAGGUGGGCGGCCCAGAACCUCGUAGAGGAUGGUGACCAGAUGAUAUUGAUCCAUGUUCAGCCUCCCAAAUCCGAUCAUACCAGGAAGCAGCUAUUCGAAGACACUGGAUCCCCUUUGAUUCCUCUUGAGGAAUUCAGAGAGACCAACUUCUCGAAGCAGUAUGGACUGACUUAUGAUCCUGAGCUUCUUGAUGUGCUUGAUACGGUUUCUAGGACUAAGGGGGCAAAAGUGGUGGCGAAAGUUUACUGGGGCGAUCCGAGGGAGAAGCUGUGCGAUGCAGUGGAAGAUCUCAACCUCGAUUCUAUCGUCGUUGGGAGCAGAGGCUUGGGCACCAUCAAAAGGGUUUUGCUUGGCAGUGUCAGCAAUUAUGUAGUGACAAGCGCACCAUGCCCGGUCACUGUGGUCAAGGGAGCAUCAUCUUCCAAAUUCUGAAAGGCCCACUAAUUGUCUCUUUCUCCCCAUGCUUGAAGGAGUUGCUUUUGUAAUGAUGAUCCACCGUGAAAACGUUGCUUUGUACUUGAGAUACUUGGUUCUGUGCAGUGAGUUUUUGCUGUUAUGAUCCUUAUAUUACAAAGAGAGAACACAAAGAAAGUGUUUUGAUUGCA